Molecule: messenger RNA, 1806 nt
Organism: Mytilus trossulus (common blue mussel)
Lineage: Eukaryota; Metazoa; Mollusca; Bivalvia; Mytilida; Mytilidae
Exons: 10
Coding region: 364-1806 (480 amino acids)
Biological process (GO): cell surface receptor signaling pathway
Cellular component (GO): membrane
Molecular function (GO): transmembrane signaling receptor activity
Source: RefSeq, a predicted model, not a curated record
UGCAUUUACGCUAAAAAGCAAUCUAGAAGUAGUUUCUUUUUUAAAUAAUCAGCUGUGGCAUGUGGUGUAAAGACAGUUGGUGGCAGGAAUUUAGGAGGAGGGACAUACACGAACUGGGAUAACACCACAACUGGAGCUGGAUAUUUAGCAAAAGCCUACAUUCUAGAUUGCUGUGGGCUUUUGAGUGGAUUCAACGUGGAAAUAGUUGGACUGGGCACAAUAUACCUACAAAUAUGGCGUCAGGCCGGGUCAACAUAUAUACUGGUUCACUCUUCACAAUAUAAUUUCAGUACUGCUGAUGCACUCACAGUUCACUCUCUACCAAUAGAUGCCGCAGAUCAACCAACUAUAUUGGAGAACGACAUGCUAGGAUGGUAUACUAGUGGAACGGACAUGGUACCAUACGACAAUGGAGCAGGAGCUGUAAAUCAGAAUUACCGAGUAGAUGCCGGAUCAGCAUCUGGUCCAACGCCCUUUAAUUCUGGGUCUCUUUUAAAUGGAAGAUCAUAUGCCAUCAAUUUUGUAACCGCUGUUAAUUCAGCACCGUAUUUUACGAACGGAGGUACAAAGGUUUCAUUUUUGGACACAAAAACUGUAUCAUAUCAGAUAACAUUAUACCAGAUGAGUUUUACAGACGACAACAAAGAUGAUACUGCUUUAACAGUUGAAAUGACAAACGCGGCAGACACUACAUUUAUAAGUGACCAAAGACAUCGGAUUAAGUCAGACUCAUCAGACUGGAAAGUUGGAGAGUAUACACUAGAAUACAGCGUGAAGGACCAGUGUUUGAAUGAGGGCACUACAUAUGUAAUGAUUGGUGUUAAAAAUACGGCACCAGAGAUAAAGAAUACUAUGAUAUCUCAUAACAUAAAAGAAAAUAACAAUGACGAAACCCAAAUUAUGUCGCUAACGGUGACAGAUAAACAGACAUACAGGUGUAACCUUGGAACAGUCAGUCCGAAUGAUGGGAUAUUUAUCAUCAAACAACCAACUGGAACUGAUCCUUUUAAUCUUUAUCUGAAGGGUGGUUCAAUGAAAGAUAUAGACUAUGCUGCCAAACCUCAGUAUACAGUUACUGCAGUGUGUACAGAUGACUACGGACUAGCGACAGAAAAAAUAUUUUAUGUCAAUGUUGAGAAAAAUAUUGAACCCGUCAUAGAUGUUUUGCCAAAUGCUGUCAUAUUUGGAUUAGUUGGCGGAGUUACAGGAUUGUUUGUUGUUGUUGCACUCGUCAUUGUGUUCAUCAAGCGAUCGUCGUUUUUUAAGAGGAUCCAGGACAGUACUCAACAGCAACAAGUCUAUCAGGAUCUUAAUCCAGUCAGAGAAGACAUUAAUUCACCAUAUGAUGUAAUGCAUACAAAUAAUUUGCCAAUGAAUGAAAAUGAUAUCGGAUUGGAGAACCAAGUCUAUCAGGAUCUAACUCCAGACAGAGAAGACAAUAAUUCACCAUAUGAUGUUAUGCAUACAAAUACUUCGCCAUUGAAUGAAAAUGAUAUCGGAUUGGAGAACCAAGUCUAUCAGGAUCUAACUCCAGACAGAGAAGACAUUAAUUCACCAUAUGAUGUUAUGCAUAAAAAUAGUUCACCAUUGAAUGAAAAUGAUAUCGGAUUGGAGAACCAAGUCUAUCAGGAUCUAACUCCAGACAGAGAAGACAUUAAUUCACCAUAUGAUGUUAUGCAUAAAAAUAGUUCACCAUUGAAAGAAAAUGAUAUCGGAUUGGAGAACCAAGUCUAUCAGGAUCUAACUCCAGACAGAGAAGAAAACAAUACCCCGUAUGAUGAACUCCACAUUAAAAAUACGUUAUAA